Molecule: messenger RNA, 477 nt
Organism: Vicia faba (fava bean)
Lineage: Eukaryota; Viridiplantae; Streptophyta; Magnoliopsida; Fabales; Fabaceae
Source: the annotation of a GenBank genome assembly
AUGUCCCAUCCCAUUGCUCUCCCUGCUUCUACACCGUUUCACACUUCCCUACCUUCACACUUCUUCUUCUGCUCUGCACUCUCUUUCAUUCGUCUUCUCACUCCCAACUUCAUUGGGCUUCUGAUUUCUUCGUCUUCUCUCUCUUUUGAUUUUGAUUUUGAUUUAGUGUUUGUUGUUUCAGAUUACGAAAGAAUUCUACUAAUAUGUUCCAUCGGUGGUUUCCGUGACGGGUAUGGGAGAUCUCUUUGGUUGAUGCAAGGAAUGUUCAAAACCAAUGGAGGGUAUGGUUUUGUUAAAAAACCAUAUUUUCUAUUAAAAAUCGGUCCCAAUAAUGAGAUUUUUGAUCCUAAAGCUUCAUUGCCAUUGAAAACUACUUUGAAGGAGACAGUAUAUAUGAGGGAAGGAUGGUAUUAUGAUUUCAAGCAUAUAGAAUUUGAUCAAUUCUCACCUCCAGCCUUCUAUGCAAGGGUAAGAUAA